This is a messenger RNA of Hydra vulgaris (swiftwater hydra), 2687 nucleotides long. RefSeq names its product rho GTPase-activating protein 15. Gene Ontology annotation, cellular component: cytoplasm. Gene Ontology annotation, biological process: regulation of GTPase activity; signal transduction. The record is from RefSeq and is a predicted model, not a curated record. Gene Ontology annotation, molecular function: protein binding. NCBI's taxonomy places the organism in Eukaryota, Metazoa, Cnidaria, Hydrozoa, Anthoathecata, Hydridae.
UUGAAUUAAUUUAUAAUUUUAAAUUCAAUUUUAUCUCCGCUAGUAUUGCGUUAUAAGCUACGGACAUACUGUAAACAAAUCAAAGAUGGACACUGAAAGCUAUUGAUGUUUUGAAAUGAGAUUUUCCUGAUAAAAAGUGGAAUCCACAAGAGCUGUGGUAAAAUAACUAAACGAUGUUUUAAAGCUUAUGAGAUCUAACAUCAAAAUGAGCAGUAUUAUUAUUGAAUCGCAAUAUCCUUAUUCAUAUGUAGAUGACGAUGGCAUUGAAAUUGCUUUUCGGGAAGGUGAUCGUUUUAUUCUUAUUGAUAGAUCUAGUGAAGAUUGGUGGAAAGUACAACGUACUGGGCUUUUUACAGGAAAAAGUGUCUGUUAUAUUCCAGCAGCUUAUAUGAAAGAACUAAAUAUUACACAAAAUGAAAAUAAAACAAUUAGUCCAUAUGCAAAUUUAAAAAAUAAUAUAGAAAUACUUAAUAAAGAAAAGACUUUAAAUGAGAACCUUGAAAAACAAAAAGAAGAAUAUGUUAAUCUAAAAGAAUAUCAAAAAAAUAUAAUCAAUAAAAGUAAUGCAAAAUCUUUAUCAAGUGAAAUAUUCAAGAGUUUACCAUAUCUUGAUGAACAACUUGAUGAAUCAAUUGAUGACGAAGAGAAUGCUUUUGAAGAAGAAAGUCAGGAAGAAUUGCAAAAUCUUUCAGAUGUAAAGCUGAGCAGCUCAAGUGAUGUUUCUCUUCCACGAUCCUGUUCUACUGGUUCACUUUCAUUUGAAAUUUCUCCACGUCCAGAAUCACUAAAAACAUUUACACUACCUCAAAAUUGGAAAAAAUGCCAAGAUGAUGCUGGUCGUUCAUUUUAUUAUAACAAGGAAAAAAAUGAAAAAACUUGGAAACCUCCCCGAAGCAAUCAGUCUAGCACUGAGCAAAUUCAAAUACAAGAAGGUUGGAUCCAACAAAAUGAUCCUGAUACAGGAGAACUUGUUUAUAUAAACCAAGUAACAAAAGAAAAGUGGAAAUCGGGUAUUGACAAAGAUAACAGGACAUACUACUAUUGUAUCAAUGGAAGUGGAACAUUUUGGGAGUUGCCUUCUCUUGAUGAAAAUGGAAAACCAAUAAGUUCACGUCGAAAAUCACUUGAUAACACCCUCGAAGGUAUUCUACGGAGACAAACUGCCCCAAAUAACUCUAUUCGUAACAAUAAAUGUCAAUCUGUUAUUGUUCAAUCUCAUUCAAGUUUGUCUUCAAAUGAAGAUCAACCGAAAUCUCCUAGAACAAGUCCAUAUUUUAAGCAAAUUAUUAAUAAGUCUUCUGAAAAUCAAAAAGAAAAUAAAUUAAAUCGUUCAUUUGAACUGGAUGAUAUUUCUGAGGUUGAUUCUAAAAAGGAUAUAAAAAAGGCAGAUAUUGAAGGUCCGUUGUUUCGUCGAAAAUUAGUUGAAGGAAAAAAGUCUAUCAAAAAAUCAAUGUGGCAGCCUGUCUACUGUUGUAAAUAUGGAUCAAGUCUUGUGUUCUACAAAGAUCAAAAAAGUUCAUCUAAAGUGGGUUUUGCAACUGGAAAGCCUGAUUCCAGCUUAGAUUUACAUGGUGCCAUUCUUGAUCAUGUUGCAAAAGAUAAAGCAAAAGGGAAAAAAAAUGUCUUUCAGAUAACAUCAUAUGGAUAUCAAACUGUGCAGCAAUUUGUAGCUGACAAUGAAAUUGAAAUGGCACAAUGGAUCACUUCUAUACAAACUACAAUCAAACAUCUUGAAGAAGAAGAACCUCUUCCACCAAUAUCGAUGGAAGAAGUUGAUGGGGGAGCACAUAAAGUUAAAGGAAAACCUUCUCCUCCAAAUUCAGCAUUAGUUUUAGUCUCCCCAGAAGACACUUGUGCCCAACCUACUACAGUUGCAAUGCCUAAGAAUUUAAAUAAUGAGAAAAGUGGAUUAAAAGUUUUUCAAAGACGCACGUCAAAAAAAGUACCAUCCUCUUCAUCAAAUACUGAUACCAAUGACAAAGAGAAAACAAAGAUUAAAAAAAAACUUCGCAAAUACAUCACAGCUAGACCAACAUUCGAUGACUUAGAAACACAGGGUAUUAUAAAAGAUUAUUAUUUUGGUUGUCCUAUCGCAAAGAUUUGUGAGAGAGAAGACACGCUUGUACCAAAACUUGUUGUACAACUUAUUAAUGAAGUUGAAAAGCGAGGACUUGAUGUGGAUGGCAUUUACAGAGUAUCUGGAAAUCUUUCAAUGAUUCAAAAGUUAAGAGUGAUGGUUGAUCAUGGUGAAGCAAUCGAUUACCAGCAACAUCAAUGGAAUGAUAUCCAUCUACUUACAGGUGCUCUUAAACUAUACUUUCGAGAACUGCCAGAACCAUUAAUUCCGUUUAAUAUGUUUGAAAAGUUCAUCACUGUUACUAAAAGUCCUUUCAAAGGUGAAAAAACAUCGAUGAUCAAAAAACUAAUCUUAGAAAUGCCAAAAGAAAACGCUGAAACACUUCAUCUAUUAAUUAUUCAUUUAAAAAAGGUUAUGAAGCAUAGUGCUACAAAUCGAAUGCAAUCUCAAAAUUUAAGCAUCAUAUUUGGACCAACUCUUUUAUGGCCUGAGCAUGAAGGCUUGGAUAUGACGACGACUACAGUGUAUCAAAGUCUGAUAAUUGAAUUACUUCUUCUCGAUUGUGACAAUAUAUUUAGUGUUUUAUAGAAUAAAAUAUUUAAUUAAUGUC